GGCUGGGUUAAACUGGCACUUUAAAAGAAGCUCGCUUUGGCUUUUGUGCAUUUAACCAGCACCAGGGGGAAGGUGUACACUCACUUCACUGGAGCAAGUGUAUUUUUAGCUCCUAACUCUUUCACUUUCCAGUUUUUCUCUUCCACUCUUUCCCUGGUGCAGGCUAGCCAUGGGCACCAGUGUGGACAGGUCUGUGUGGACAGUCCUGCUGCUGCUGUUGCCAGUCUUGGGACUCUCUGAAGCUCUGAAAGAAGAAUGGAUGCCAGGGAAUUUUACGAGCACCACAGAGGAAGCAUUAAGGUUCCUUCAAGAGUACAACAGCACUGCCGAGCUGGUGCUAUUUCAGAGUGUCUCUGCCAGCUGGAACUACAACACCAACAUAACGGACCACAACUCCGUCCUUCAGGUUAACGCAGCCCUUGAUGAGCAGGCCUUCGCAUUCGCAUGGGGGUCAAUGGCCAAGCAGGUCUUCCCUGCAGAACUCGUCAACACUCUCCCUGACAGAAAAGACAGGACACUGAUGGAAAAGAUCAAGCUGCUGGGAGCUGCCAACCUGAACCAGGCAGACAGACAGCUGUAUAACGAACGUCUCAGCCAAAUGGACAAAAUUUAUUCAACGGCCAAAGUGCAUCCAGAGCCGGACGUAAGCUGGAGCCUGGAACCACAUCUCACAGAAAUCAUGGCCAGCUCCAGGAAUUACAAGCAGCUGCUGUUUGUCUGGGACGAAUGGCACAAAGCAGCAGGUGUACCUCUUAAGUCGCUGUUCAAAGACUUUGUGGAAGUCAGCAACAGAGCCUCUCAAGCUGAUGGAUUUAAGGACACUGGAGCCGAAUGGCGCUCUUGGUAUGAGACUGAUACCUUUGUGGAGGAUCUUGAGGAAAUCUAUAGGACCAUUGAACCCCUCUACAAGAACCUGCAUGCCUUUGUGCGCCGCAAACUCUACAACCUGUACGGUCCCAAGUACAUCAACCUUAAAGGACCCAUCCCUGCUCACCUGCUAGGAAAUAUGUGGGCCCAGACCUGGAACAAUAUUUACGAUAUGAUGAUCCCAUAUCCUAACAAAACCAACAUGGAUGUGACCGAUAAAAUGGUCAAAGAUGGCUAUGAUGCCCAACGCAUGUUUCGUGUGGCAGAGGUGUUCUUUACGUCUCUGGGUUUAGAUCCGAUGCCUCAGGAGUUUUGGGAUGAAUCCAUGCUGGUGAAGCCUGAAGGUCGAGAGGUGGUGUGCCAUGCGUCUGCCUGGGACUUUUACAACCGCAAAGACUUCAGGAUCAAGCAGUGCACCACAGUAACAAUGGAACAGCUCUUUACUGUACACCAUGAGAUGGGCCACAUCCAGUAUUACCUGCAGUACAAGGACCAGCCUGUGGGCUUCCGUCGCGGAGCUAACCCUGGUUUUCAUGAGGCUAUUGGUGAUGUUUUGUCUCUGUCCGUCUCCACACCUGAACAUCUGAAAGCCAUUAAUCUGCUGGAAUCUGUGUCCUCUGAUCAGGGAACUGAUCUCAAUUACCUGUUAAAAAUGGCUCUGGAGAAGAUAGCCUUCCUUCCCUUUGGCUACCUCAUUGACCAAUGGAGAUGGGGUGUAUUCAGUGGACACACCCCUGAAGAACGGUACAACACUGACUGGUGGUACCUCAGGACAAAAUAUCAAGGCAUCUGCCCACCCAUCAAGCGUUCACUGGACUCCUUUGACCCUGGGGCAAAAUACCACAUCCCUGGAAACACACCAUACAUCAGGUAUUUUGUAAGCUUCAUCCUGCAGUUCCAGCUUCAUGAAAAACUGUGUGCGGCGACCAAGCAAAACGUAUCUUUGCACAGAUGUGACAUCUACAACUCCAAAGAAGCAGGGGCCAUUUUAAAGAAAAUUCUUCAAGCUGGCUCUUCCCAGCCUUGGCCUGAUGUGCUCAAGGAGGCUAUAGGCACCGACAAGUUGAAUGCCAGCUCGCUCAUGAAGUACUUUCAGCCCAUUACUGACUGGCUGGAAAAACAGAAUGUGGAUGAGACUUUGGGAUGGCCUGAAAUUGAUUGGGUCCCACCCGUCCCUGAGGGCUACCCUGAUGAUAUUAACAAGAAUACAAAUGAGCUUGAGGCGAAGACACUUCUAGAUGAGUACAACGCUACAGCUGAGGUGGUGUGGAACAACUACACUGAGGCCUCCUGGAAGUACAACACCGACAUCAACGACGAGAACGAGGAGGCGAUGCUUCAGAGGAGCCUGGCGAUGUCAGCCCACACCCUGGAGUACGGAAAGAGGGCCCGUGAGUUCGACACCACGGACUUCCAGGACAGCUCGGUCAAACGCAUCAUCAAAAAACUCAGCGACAUCGAGAGGGCCGCACUGAACGAGACCGAUCUGAAAGAGUACAACACCCUCCUGUCCCAAAUGGAGACUACGUACAGUGUGGCAAAGGUCUGCGAAGGUGAUAAGUGCUAUCAGCUGGAUCCCGAUCUCCAGAAGAUCAUGGCAGAGUCCAGGGAUUAUGACAAAUUGUUGUUUGCCUGGAAAGGAUGGAGAGACUCUGCCGGCAAAGCACUGCGCGAGCAGUACACAAAAUAUGUUGAACUGGCCAACCGAGCUGCCAGACUCAAUGGUCACUCUGACAAUGGGGCUUAUUGGCGCUCCCUGUAUGAAACCCCCACCUUUGAGGAAGACCUGGAGGCUCUGUGGAAGCAGAUGGAGCCAUUCUAUCAGAAUUUGCAUGCCUAUGUUCGCAGGGCCCUGUACAAAAAAUAUGGCCCUGAGCACAUCGAUCUGAAGGGACCCAUUCCUGCUCAUCUGCUUGGCAACAUGUGGGCACAGACGUGGUCUGGAAUAAUGGAUUUGGCCAUACCCUACCCACAUGCCACACAGGUUGACGCCACUCCGGCUAUGGUGGCACAGGGCUGGAACGCCACCAAAAUGUUCCAUGUAUCAGACGAGUUCUUCACCUCUCUGGGUCUGCUGCCAAUGCCACAAGAGUUCUGGGACAAGUCCAUGCUGGAGAAGCCAUCUGAUGGACGGCAGGUGGUGUGUCAUGCCUCUGCAUGGGACUUCUAUAACCGAAAGGACUUCAGGAUCAAACAGUGCACAGUCGUGACUAUGGAUGACCUGAUCACAGUGCACCAUGAGAUGGGCCACGUCCAAUACUUCCUGCAGUACAAAGACCAGCCUGUGUCCUUCCGCGAUGGAGCCAACCCUGGCUUCCAUGAGGCCAUUGGCGAUGUGCUCGCCCUGUCCGUGUCCACGCCCAAACAUCUGAAGAGCAUCGGACUACUGGACAAAGUUGAAGACAACACCGAGAGUGACAUCAACUUCCUGAUGAGCAUGGCGCUUGACAAGAUCGCCUUCCUCCCUUUUGGCUACCUGAUGGAUCAGUGGAGAUGGAGGGUAUUUGACGGACGCAUCCCAACAACUGAGUACAAUAAAGAAUGGUGGAACCUCAGAAUGAAGUACCAGGGCCUGUGUCCGCCUGUACCUCGUAGUGAGGAAGACUUCGACGCAGGUGCAAAGUUCCACAUCCCUGCCAAUGUGCCCUAUGUGAGGUACUUCGUGAGCUUCAUCAUCCAGUUUCAGUUCCACAAGGCUCUGUGUAAUGCUGCUGGCCAUGAAGGGCCUCUAUAUAAAUGCGAUAUCUACAAUUCUAAAGCAGCUGGGAAACUGCUGGGUGACAUGAUGAAGCUGGGCUUCAGUAAGCCCUGGCCCGAGGCUAUGACCUUGAUCACCGGCCAGUCCAAAAUGAGCGCAGAACCACUCAAGGAGUAUUUCAAACCUCUCACUGACUGGUUGGAGAAGGAGAACAACAAGAACAAAGAAGUUCUUGGCUGGCCCAACUACGACUGGACACCUUCAAGUACAGGUGUAAUUGAGGACAAUAAAGUGGACUUCCUUGGUAUGAGUCUGGAUGGCUCAGCUGCCACAGCUGGCCAGUGGACCCUGUUGGCCCUUGGUUUGGUCUUCUUGCUGACCACCAUCCUACUGGCCUACAAGUACAGGAAAUCAAAAAAGCAUCAUAAGUCCUCAUCCACGAUGGAGCUCAAGUAAAAGGACCAGAUAGGUGACAGCUGCAGUAAGGCCUGACUUACUGUAGCUAGCACAGUGCUGACCUCAAUGUGAACAUCAGUGUUUUUGUGUUCUGUAAAGUCCAUCUGAUCACCUUAUCGAGUCUUGUAUAUUUAUUGUAAACACUUUGAGCCCAAUUAAUUUUUGCCUAUGCAAAAGAACAUUACAAUUUUGUAAUUUAUUUGCAAUAUUUGAUGGUUUGGGAUGAAAUAUUUUAAAUGAAUGUUUGUAAAGUCAUUAAUUGCGUUAACGUUUUGGAAUAUUUGAUUUUGUUGAUUUUUUUGUUGGAUCCUCAGCAUUUCUACAAUAAAGACGUUGAAUAAG
Molecule: messenger RNA, 4363 nt
Organism: Chelmon rostratus (copperband butterflyfish)
Lineage: Eukaryota; Metazoa; Chordata; Actinopteri; Chaetodontiformes; Chaetodontidae
Gene: ace
Product: angiotensin I converting enzyme (peptidyl-dipeptidase A) 1
Exons: 25
Coding region: 170-4021 (1283 amino acids)
Biological process (GO): proteolysis
Cellular component (GO): plasma membrane
Molecular function (GO): metallopeptidase activity; peptidyl-dipeptidase activity
Source: RefSeq, a predicted model, not a curated record